AGGACUGCAUCCCCAUCUUCACUAGUGACUAAAUUUCCUCCCUCAAAACACAGCACAAAUGACGCACCAUACUCUCUAUCUCUUCUACCAAAAUGCACUUCCCUAUAAGAACUCAAGCAAAUCCAUGCCUUCACCAUCAAAACCCACCUCCAAAAUGACCUCCACAUUCUAAUCAGGCUCCUCCUUAAUCCUACGUCGUCCUCUAUGGAGCAUGCGCACCGCAUGUUCGAUCAAAUUCCCCAAACAUACAUUAUUCUCAUCAAUACCAUGGCUCGUUUCUAUUCUCGAUCCAACACCCCACUCAAUGCGAUUUUCCUUUUUGUUAAAGUCUUAAAUGAUGGUUAUCUUGCAGAUAAUUACACUUUUCCUUCUUUACUUAAAGCUUGUAUAUAGCUAAAAGCUUUUCAAGAAGGUAAACAAUUGCAUGACCUUACUAUCAAACUUGGGUUAAAUGAUAAUGUCUAUAUGUUUCCUGCACUUAUAAAUAUGUACACGGAGUGUAAUGAUGUCGAUGGAGCUCGACGUGUGUUUGAUAAGAUACUAGAACCAUGUGUUAUUUCAUAUAAUGCUAUCAUAAUGAUUUAUGCUCGAAGUAAUAGACCUAAUGAAGCAUUGGCGUUGUUUCGCGAAUUGCAAGCGAAGAAGCUUAAACCUACUGAUGUUAUCAUGCUUAGUGUUUUAUCAUCUUGUGCUUUUUUGGGAGCGUUAGAUUUAGGGAAGUGGAUUCAUGAAUAUGUCAAGAAGAAUGGUUUUGAUAAAUAUGUCAAGGUGAACACUGCACUAAUAAGUAUGUAUGCCAAGUGUGGGAGCUUGGAUGAUGCAAUUUCUGUCUUUCAGAACAUGAGGGUAAAACAUACCGAGACUUGGUCAGCAAUGAUUGUGGCCUAUGCAACUCAUUGGCAGGGUAAUAAAGCUAUAUCAAUGUUUGACGAAAUGGGAUAGGCUAGAGUGCAACCAGAUGAAAUUACAUUUUUGGGUUUGUUUUAUGCCUGCAGUCAUACUGGGUUAGUAGAUGAAGGUCUUGGUUACUUCUAUAGCAUGAGUGACAGCUAUGGGAUUAUGCCUAGGAUCAAGCAUUAUGGGUGCACGGUAGAUUUGCUAAGUCGAGCUGGGCACUUGGAUGAAGCUUACAAGUUCGUAGAUGGAUUGCCAAUCAAGCCUAUACCCAUACUAUGGCGAACCUUGUUAUCUGCUUGUAGCAGCCAUGGCAAUUUAGAAUUAGGGAAGCAGGUGUUGGAGCGAAUAUUUGAACUAGAUGACUCUCAUGGUGGAGAUUAUGUAAUUCUAUCAAACAUGUGCGCUAGAGCUGGGAAAUGGGAAGAUGUGGAUUCCUUGAGAAAAUUAAUGAUUGAUAGAGGAGCGGUAAAGAUUCCUGGAUGUAGCUUGACAGAGGUAAACAGUGUGGUGCAUGAAUUCUUCUCUGGGGAGGGAGUGCAAUACAUUUCUAUAACUAUCCAUGAGGCACUAGAUGAGUUGGUGGAGGAAUAAAAAUUGGUCAGUUAUGUACCUGAUAUUUCUCUAGUCUUUCAUGCUGAAAUGAAUGAUGAGGAGAGGGAAAUUAAUCUUAGAUAUCAUAAAAAAUUAGCAAUUGCUUUUGGCCUUCUUAACACUCCGCCAAGGACAACAAUCCGUGUGGUGAAAGGGAAUUGCCAUUCUGCUGCUAAAUUUAUAUCACUGACUUCCAAUAGGGAAAUCAUUCUUAGAGAUAUUUACCUUGACCGGAAAUCAUUCUUGUGAAUUAAAAUCCCUCCUUAUUAUGACCGGGAUAUUUACCUUGACGCUUAUCUUUCAAUAACACUUCUCUAUUAGUUACAAAAUAUGAAGGAUAUGGACCUGAUUUUGCAUUAUCUCUAGAAUCGCUAUCAAAUAAUACAAGUACUUGGAAUCAUUAAGAGCAAGGAAGAGCAGGACAGGUUGGUUCCAAUUGGUGGUUCUGUAAGUUCUCAUCAGGAUUAUCAUUGUCCGAGUAUAUGACCGUUGAUGUACAGAAGCUGGUAUGGAUCAUUAUUGUUUGUUGUACUCUCUUUGCUCAUCAUAGGGAAAAGAAAUUAAAAAAAUAAAAGUAAAAACAUUCUUGUUUGUAAAGAAUGCAUAAUGUACCCAACAUGGGUUUCAGGAAAUGUGAGCGCCUAACUCAUUUUGAUCUUAAUUUGCAUUUAUAAUGUCCCUUCUAAAUCCAUUGACCUUUCAUACUUAUUUUUGCCACGGCCAUAUGGACAAAGAAUGUAUAGUUUAUACUCUACAUUCUUUGCCUCUUUGGUGAUUUGAAUCCUCAACUGUUGUUUGUCUUUGUGUGCCUUUACUGUUAAAUAUUUAGUAUCUGCAGUGUAAAAGUUGGUUC
Ricinus communis (castor bean) is the source of this 2341-nucleotide messenger RNA. Its product is annotated as pentatricopeptide repeat-containing protein At2g02980, chloroplastic. Gene Ontology annotation, molecular function: RNA binding; protein binding; zinc ion binding. Gene Ontology annotation, biological process: RNA modification. Lineage: Eukaryota; Viridiplantae; Streptophyta; Magnoliopsida; Malpighiales; Euphorbiaceae. The record is from RefSeq and is a predicted model, not a curated record.